GAAAAACAUAACCUAGAAGAAGCACACUGGGCCUUGUUUGGUGAAACAAUGUCUCAGUGUAACCUUUCUCUGAUUUUUAAUAAUAUAGUCUUUGAAAAGUUCGUGGAACUGGAAGAGCUCACCAAAGAUUUGGUUAAACUUCGUUUCAUCACUAAUGACCUAGAAGAGAAGCUAAGAAUUAUGGAGGGUAAAUAUGAUGGUGUGGAAAUGGAAAAUUCAGAUCUCAAGGAGUUGGUGAAUAAUUUGGAGAAUGAGAUUGUAUCAGUUAAAUCUGCUAGUGAUCAAUUAAGAUGUGAAGUUGUGAGUGGAAAGGAUCUAUUGUGCCGUAAGAAAAAUGAGCUUUCAGAAGCAGAACAGAUAAUCAGUGCUAUAACCAAUGAGAAAACAGAGUUGCACAACUUUGUGGAGGAUCUGAAGAAUAAAUGUGAUGAGGCUAAAAUUAGGGAGGAAAUGUUGAGUUCUGAACUGCAAAAGGGGAGAGAUGAGACUGAACUGUGGGAGUCUCAGGCUGCCACUUUUUUUUCUGAACAGCAAAGCUCCUCCGUCUGUGAAGUGUUGUUUGAAGGCAAGAUUCGUGAGCUAAUUGAAGCAUGUGAGAGCCUUGAAGAUAGAAGUAAUUCCAAAGAUAUGAAGAUUGAAUUGCUGAAAGAUAGAAUUAGCACCUUGGAAUUCGAAAAUGGAGGACUACAAGCUCAGUUGGCUGCAUAUACCCCAGCUGUCAUCUCUUUCAAAAAUUGCAUAUCAUCUCUGGAGAAGCAUACUUUUUUCAAUUAUAAACCUCUCGCAGUUGAAAAUGAAGAAGCAAUGGAUGCUCAUUUAAUGACUCACCCUAUUGCUGAAAGCUAUCAACAAAGGGAUGAAGAUCAAAUUUCCAUGGAGCCGGAUGGAUUUUCAGACUUGCAGGAUGUGCAAAGAAGGAUCAAAGCUAUUGAAAAAGCAGUGGUAGAAGCAGAGAGGCUUGCGAUGCUGGAGCACCUUAACACGAAUGCCAAACUAGAGACUGCAUUGAGAGAGAUUGAAGAGUUAAAAUCUCAAAGCCGCUUGUCUCGAGAAUAUGUUGUAACAAGCAAGCAUAUUACUCCAUAUCAGGUCAAAGAGGAACUUGGGGACAGACACAGUAAUGAUCUAAAGCUGGGGAAACAGACACGUGAAAUCUCUGAAGCAAGGAAUGAAGUUCUGACUAAAGAUAUCAUGCUUGAUCAGGUAUCUGAUUGUUCAUCAUAUGGGAUAAGCAGGAGAGAAACUGUAGAGACUGAUCAGAUGCUUGAGUUAUGGGAAACCGCAAACCGGGAUGGCAGCAUUGACCUGAGGGUUGGCAAGUCUCAGAAGGCGGCCACUGCAAAACAUGCUCGCAAUCAGAUUGGAGCUGUCAAGGAACACAAGCAUUCGUAUCCCUAUUCAGAAUCAUCGUUUGAGAAGGAGUUAGGUGUGGACAAAUUAGAAAUCUCUGAUAGACAUACCGAGCCCAGUCAAGAAGGGAACAAGAGGAAGAUUUUAGAAAGACUUGAUUCAGAUGCCCAAAAGUUGACAAACCUUCAAAUCACCGUGGAAGACUUGAAGAGGAAGGUAGGGAUUACUGAGAAGAGCAAAAAGGGCAGAGGCAUUGAAUUUGAUACAGUUAAGGUGCAGCUGGAUGAAUCUGAGGAGUCCAUCAUGAAGUUGUUUGAUGUAAACCGCAAAUUGAUGAAGACAGUGGAAAACAGUUCCUUGUCCUUUGAUGGAAUUUCUGCAAUAGAGUCAGAUGAGAGUGGAAAUGCUAGGAGGAGAAAAAUUUCUGAACAGGCACGAAGAGGGUCUGACAAAAUUGGGCGCUUGCAGUUGGAGGUGCAGAAAGUACAGUUUCUUCUACUGAAACUCGAUGAUGACAAAGAAGGCAAAGGUAAAACAAGAAUCAGUGACCGAAAACCAAGAGUUCUGCUGAGAGAUUAUCUUUAUGGUGGGGUAAGAACCAGCCACAAGAGAAAGAAGGCGCCUUUUUGUGCAUGUGUCCAACCUCCAACUAAGGGGGAUUGAAGCAGUUUCAUUUUUUCGGCAAAUAAUCAGGAUAAAGUAAUGAGACUUUAGUUUGAUUUCUGUAGAGUUCCAUUCAUACAGGUGUUUUAGACCUACAUGUUUUUACAAUGUCUUAUAGAGAGGAUCAGGUCUUCUUUAGCUUAGAGACCCUGUAGUAAAUUUCAGGCCCCUUCUAAUUUUACAGAGGCUGCUCUCUUGGGAGCGUGGUUCAUCCCCGCUUCCUAUUAUAUUUUCUACCAUGCAUAAAUAAUCUGGGUGUAAAUGAAAAUAGUAUUUCUCUCAAGGUUGCUGAUGUUGUCUUGUGGAUUGAAUUUUAUGCAUUGCACAU
This is a messenger RNA of Quercus lobata, 2341 nucleotides long. Its product is annotated as protein NETWORKED 1D-like. The annotation marks the transcript as partial. The record is from RefSeq and is a predicted model, not a curated record. The transcript is spliced from 2 exons. Gene Ontology annotation, cellular component: plasma membrane. NCBI's taxonomy places the organism in Eukaryota, Viridiplantae, Streptophyta, Magnoliopsida, Fagales, Fagaceae. Gene Ontology annotation, molecular function: actin filament binding.